UGUCCAUCUCAACUCUAUUGGAGGACUGUGCUUGCGUUUCCAUCAAGAUGACCCCUUAAGGCUUGUCUCUGAGACACCGCCUCGCCGUGAUCAACCCCCACUACAGGCACAUGGCCCGUCACAAACAGAAAGAUGAUGAGGCUGGUGCGGAAGGUUGUGGCAUUCUGAAUACCCGUAAACGUAUGUGGAAGGGUCCUGAUGGCACGAUCGUAACAAAGAAGCCUACUCUUGCGAAAGACAACCAGAAGCCUCAAUCGCCUCCACAGGAGAACGACGACACGCUGCAAGCUCUUGCAGACUUUGCUUUGUUCGCAAACCACGAGCAUAAUACCCCGAUAUCACCACCUGUGUCACACGAUCCAUCACUCAGCAACUCGUUAGAUGAUCGCGAUUCUGGGAUCGCUUCAGGUUACCCGCCGACAACCCUGGUCCCCAACACACUCCCGGUACAGACAUUCUCACCAACAGACCAGCGUUUCUGGUCCACCAAUUUGAACCAAACCGAGCCCGACCCAUUCGUUCCUACUGCUUUCGACGAUGCACCUUUCGACGAGAUCUUCAAUCCAGAUACGGCAAGCUCUUUCAACAACCCAUUUACCACAAUGAGUAAUUACAAUUGGCUUUUCGACAUGGAUCUGGCCCAAGUUCCACAAGUUCAACAGUCGGCAGCCGUGCACGACACAUUUCCAAACUUCUCGUUCCCAAAUCACAACGCAUCGCAGUCAAGCCAUGCAUUCGGUCUUCACCUUGACCACUUGACUUUCGACAAAUCUCUGUCGACAGGGGCUGAAUUUGGAUCAAAUCCAUCUCACAGGACGGAUUCUGUAGUUCAUCACUCCCCUACAGCACCUAUGAUCGCUGCACACAUUGGUGAAGAGCAGCCGCCAGAAAGCAAGACACCUGCCCAUCUGUCUCUACCAAGCAUUGCCAAUACUGGGCAACCCAUGCGGCAUCAUUACGAGGCACAUAUGAGUACACUGUUGCCUGACAUCGAGCGACCUAUGUCCAUGCUACAGCCCUCGAGAAGUCUACCGAUUAUUGAUGAGCUGGCCCGGCAACAGAUCUUAGAUCUUAUCGAUAUAACACAGCCUACUGCUCCGGAUGGUAGCAUCGUCAUGCGAGACCAUCCACUCUUAUCCUUGAGCUGUCUCCAGACGUACUGCGACUUGUUCUGGACACGCUUCAACACCACGUACCCAUUACUGCACAUGUCGACCUUUGAUCCUUCACACGUUGACACUUUACUGCUAACAACAUUGUUACUGCUUGGGGCCACAUAUGGCGAGAAAGAUGCUCAUCAGCUAGCAGUGUGCAUACACGAUGUGCUAAGGCCUCAAAUAUUUGCCAGUGCUGGAUUCUCUGCGAAGCCGGACUUGUGGGUAUUACAAACGAUUCUGCUGGUGGAGUGCUUUGGAAAGAGCAGAGCUGGGCAAAAACAGCAUGAUAUGUCCCAUCUCUUCCAUGGCCUGCUUAUCAAUCUGAUCCGUCGGAGUGAAUGCCAAAGCAUUCGGCCGCCUACAGUAGAAGAAGCUACAGAUGAUCUUGAAGAUGACUGGCGGAUAUGGGUUGAUGCUGAGCAGAAGAAAAGACUCGCCUAUCUCUGCUUCAUGUGGGAUACGCAGCACGCAGUAUUGUUCUGCCAGUCCUUAUGCAUGUCAGCGUUUGAGUUACGGUCAAAUUUGCCCUGCAAUCAGUCGCUUUGGGAAGCGGACUCGGCCGAGAGCUGGCAUCAAUUGCGGCAAAAGCAACCCCCGCCUCCGCUCUUCUUGUCUUGUCUGAAGAUGUAUCUGCAUCCAAACGCCACGCCAGUUCCGAAGACCCUCAACAAUCUCUCGCGUUCUCUCUUGCUGCACGGUCUCAUGUCAGUAGCAUGGGACAUGCAACGCCGGGACCAGACCUCGCUGGGAGAUCCCAUUGCCGCCAGUCCUCUCGGUAAUUGGCAAUCACGCCUUGCAGCCUCUUACACAGCUUGGUAUGCCGACUACGAAUCCUUUUGCAACACCUACAACACUCGCGUUCCCUCUCAUCAACACUUCCUCGCCAAUGAGUUUCAAGUCAUACGUUCCGCCACACUCGCAAUGUAUCACUCCGCCCACAUCCUCUUGCACACACCCUUUCUUGACCUCCAGAUCUACGCCGGCGCGCGCCAUAUCCUUGGCCGCCCCGUUGCUCGCCCAGACUACGUACGCAGCCAACGCAUAGUCAAGAAGUGGGUCGCGGAAAACAUCAAUGAAGCUGGAAAAGCAGUUUGGCAUGCCGCCGCGCUCGUGAGUCAGGGCAUCGAUGUUCUCGACGGCGAACUCGAUGUCGGUGCCGGUCGCCUCUGGCACCACCCGUGGGCUGUGUAUCUUGGCACGUUGGUCGUGUGGGGCGUGUGGUAUGCUCGACCGAUUCCGCCUGCGACGGCGGGUCAGGGUGAGUUAUUGCCGUUCUCACUGCAUGAUGAAGAAGACGAGAUCAUUUGGGAUCCGUCGAGUGAGAUGAAGAGUCUACUUGAAUCUAUCAAUCGGGCGGAACCGGAGAUGCUGUUACAGAUCGGAUAUAAGGAUGGCAUCUCGGGCGCGGCGGGCAAGAGGGGAACGAACGGGCUUGCGGCGUGUGUGAGUAGGUGCUUGAGUAAGGUUCGGUGGGCAGUGGUGCAUGAUGGAAUGAUGGUGCUCAGAGGGUUGGUGCAGUGGCGUCUGGUUGGUGGGAGCGGUGGAGGCAUGUUUGUGUAGUAUGCAUAUCAAAUAUAUGAUACGAGGCUAGUGCAGCGCGUGUCCUGACC
Boeremia exigua is the source of this 2767-nucleotide messenger RNA. Its product is annotated as fungal-specific transcription factor domain-containing protein. The coding region runs from base 111 to 2717 and encodes 868 amino acids. Gene Ontology annotation, biological process: regulation of transcription by RNA polymerase II; DNA-templated transcription. NCBI's taxonomy places the organism in Eukaryota, Fungi, Ascomycota, Dothideomycetes, Pleosporales, Didymellaceae. Gene Ontology annotation, molecular function: RNA polymerase II cis-regulatory region sequence-specific DNA binding; zinc ion binding; DNA-binding transcription factor activity, RNA polymerase II-specific. The transcript has 5 exons. The record is from RefSeq and is a predicted model, not a curated record. Gene Ontology annotation, cellular component: chromatin.